Punica granatum (pomegranate) is the source of this 1518-nucleotide messenger RNA. Lineage: Eukaryota; Viridiplantae; Streptophyta; Magnoliopsida; Myrtales; Lythraceae. The record is from RefSeq and is a predicted model, not a curated record.
CCCCCCUCGCUUGCUUGCACUCACUUUCUUCUUCACUCCUCUCUCUCUCUCUCUCUCUCUCAGUUUCAGAUCAAUACCUACCCUACCACUUCAACCCCCACUUACCCUUCUCUCUCUCUCCUGUCUUCCUCCUCUGUUCAGCUUCAAGGACUCAUCAGAUGAGAGCCAACUGUACUGUCUGCAGAGAGUGAGAGAUAUACAUAUACAUACAACCAUUUUUCACUCGAUCUGCUUCUUUGGGCUAUGGAGAUGGAGAAUCUUGUGAAGUCAUCAGCAGCACAGUCACAGCAUGGGUUCAUGGAGCUGCUAGGCAUGCAGGACUUGACCCCUUUCAGUUACUAUCAUGACAACUACCUGCUCGAUGACAUGCUUCUUCUUCAUAACAAAGCCACCCCGAAGCCCCCGGCCGGCGUGGAGUACUCCUCCUUGGAGGCGGCGAAUCAGCCCGCCACCCCUAACACCUCCUCGAUCUCCUCCGCCUCGACUGACGAGGUGCAGGUCAAGGCUGCCGAAGAGGAUGAGGAGGAUGAAGAUGGCACGAAACAGCACGGAGCCGAAGAACCAGAAGAAGAAGAAGAAGAAGAAGAAGAAGAGCAAGAGGAGAAAAAGACUAAAAAGAAAGCCUUGGAAAGGAAUAAAAAAGCAAAAGAGAAGAAGCAGAGGGAGCCGAGAUUUGCCUUCAUGACUAAGAGCGAGGUCGAUCACCUUGAAGACGGCUAUCGCUGGCGAAAGUACGGCCAAAAGGCUGUCAAAAACAGCCCCUUCCCCAGGAGCUACUACCGUUGCACCAGCGCCUCCUGCAAUGUGAAGAAGAGAGUGGAGCGAUCCCACGCCGACCCGUCUAUCGUCGUGACAACGUACGAGGGCCAGCACAUCCACCCGAGCCCUCUCCUCGUCCCCCGCCACUCUGCCCUGAUGAGGCCAGCACCUGAAUACUCCGCCUUCUCCGGCAGGGUCGGGAACCUAUUCUCAGUGGACCCGAACAUGAUCCAAAGGAGGAGCCAUCACCAGUGUGGUCCGUACUACUGUCCACCCAGAGUCACUAUCAAUGACUUGUCGCCUGUGAUGAGGUCCGGUCAAAGCUUGCAGGGGUCAACAACUGCGGCUAUUAUUGAGAAAAGAGGGUUCUGCCCUCCCGGGUCAUCGGCGCCGGCGAGUCUCCUGAUUUUGGAUGACGGCCUCCUCCAAGACGUCGUCCCGUCCCAUGUCCUAAAGGAAGAGCAGUGAACUCUCUCCCCCUCUUAAUUAUUGGGUUCUGAUUUUGAUGUAAUUAGUUAGGACAGAAACUUAAUUAGGGACCCAUCAAAGUUGUGUGCAACGCCUGCAGGCAGGCCCGCUCUCGUAGUACUUAGUCACUAGAUACCGAUUCGAAAGGUCGACCUGAACACCUUAUGUAAACUCGAAUAUUGGUACCCGAUCAACCGAUGGCAUUACUGGUCUCUCCUGGCUCGCUAAUUACAUGAUUUCUCCUGUACUUGCCGUGGACUAAGUUAAUGAAACACCUUAUAUGUUCCAUGA